UCUGUCAUCGAGUACCAGACUCAGCCGCAUGCAUGUCUUUAUUGCCAAAGCAUGAGUUUUGAGGCUGUACAUGUCUGGGUGUCGGAGUAAACAAGAAGAGAAUCCCUACAUAGAUGGCCCUAUAAACAUUUUGGCGGCUCAUACAAUAAUAGGGUUUCCUCAAUAUUAUCACCUACCGUUUGCACGUCCAUAUCUAGUCUGCUUCGAUCUAAUUAACAACCCCAUUUCCUCCCAAACGCAAAAAUAUCUCCAAACAUAUCAACAUAGGCAAAGUCCUUCACUUGAACCUCUGCACUUUUAUGUUCCUAUCUACAAAAAUUCGCCCAUGAAUAAAUGGGAAAUUUCCUUCAUUGCAAGUGUUUGCACCAUUGUUCUCCUGUGCAGUUACUACAGCAUACUCAAAAGUGCCUGCCUUGCAUUUCGUGGUGCGACCUCUAGAAACCGGGAUAGAAGGCGGCUUAUGAACGAGGCCGACCCUGAAUCCGAUGAUCUUUCCCUACAGUUUCACAGCCAUGGAUUGGAAUCUUCCAUCCUGAACUCUAUUCCCAUCACUCAAUUUGAGAAGAAGAAUGAAGGAGAAGACACGGAAAGAAACACAGAGUGUGCAGUUUGCUUGGGUGAGUUCGAAGAGGGGCAGUGGCUAAAACAUCUACCCAACUGCACUCAUGCCUUCCAUGUUCCUUGCAUAGACACUUGGUUUCAGUCUCACUCUAAUUGUCCUCUGUGUAGAUCGCAUAUAUAUGAUGUCGAUAUCCAUCAUGAAUCUUCUAUUUCUCUGCACACAAUGCUGGAAACUCUAAGGAGGGAAGACUUUUUCCAUGAAAGGGCAGCACGUUACCAGAUUCUACAUUCUACAAUCAUAGCAGACUCAGGACCGAGACAUGAAUCCUCUAACGGCACCAGUUGAUUUGGUUUUUACCCAAUGGAGUUCUUCAUUGUAUGAGAUUCAACUUUGUGGGGUUUGGCUAACAGCAAAUCUCCAGGACAGCCUUGAAAACUACAAGUUUCAGGGGUUGUAUUAUCCUGUUGAACAAACAAGAUAAUGUACAUCAUAGUCUUGCGAGAAUCAGCUUAUGAAAACAUACUGGUUUCUCAAUUGUA
Molecule: messenger RNA, 1101 nt
Organism: Juglans regia (Persian walnut)
Lineage: Eukaryota; Viridiplantae; Streptophyta; Magnoliopsida; Fagales; Juglandaceae
Product: NEP1-interacting protein 2-like
Exons: 1
Coding region: 71-907 (278 amino acids)
Biological process (GO): protein ubiquitination
Molecular function (GO): transferase activity
Source: RefSeq, a predicted model, not a curated record